AUGCCUUCCCCUUCCCCUAUACGCUCUUCUCUACAGCGAGUCAUCCCUGAUGAUAACCUCUGGGUACUAGCGAACUACACCAGUUUAUCUGGUGCCGUCAUGUGGUUGCUCGACUUCCUGCAAACCUUUCCCCUCGAGAUGGACGUAGUCUGGUCAAGACCACUGACAAGCAUAUCCAUUAUUUUCAUCGUCAACCGAUAUCUUUUCCUCUUCUACGAAGUCACACAACUGGUCUUUCAGAUGCCCGGAAGAGGCCCAGACUCUAGCUGUGGCACAUUAUUCUACCUCAGCGUUCUGGCCCAAAUGGGAACAGUAGCUCUUACAAGCGUUCUACUUGUGAUCCGAGUGAUUUCCAUCUAUCGCCGGCGCGUUAUGAUUAUCUUCGUGUCGAUGACGCUGGUGUUGAUGAGGCUGAUUAUCAGUCUGAUCGAAAACAUCACCACAGGCGGCAGCUCCACUCAGACUGGACAAUACAAACUAUUUUCCCGCUGCCAGCUUCGCAUAUCCGUGCACACUUCGGACGCCGCUCUAUACGAUCAGCCCUUCGAUCUAUUCGUCUUUGUGUUGACUCUCCACAAAACAUAUCGUCACGGACAAGAGAUGCGAAGAUUUGGCCAAACGAGUAUCGCCGACAUACUUCUCAGAGACGGUUAG
Stereum hirsutum FP-91666 SS1 is the source of this 654-nucleotide messenger RNA. RefSeq lists its product as uncharacterized. The coding region runs from base 1 to 654 and encodes 217 amino acids. NCBI's taxonomy places the organism in Eukaryota, Fungi, Basidiomycota, Agaricomycetes, Russulales, Stereaceae. The record is from RefSeq and is a predicted model, not a curated record. The transcript is spliced from 8 exons.